Messenger RNA from Grosmannia clavigera kw1407, 1272 nucleotides. RefSeq lists its product as uncharacterized. The record is from RefSeq and is a predicted model, not a curated record. The transcript is spliced from 5 exons. The coding region runs from base 1 to 1272 and encodes 423 amino acids. NCBI's taxonomy places the organism in Eukaryota, Fungi, Ascomycota, Sordariomycetes, Ophiostomatales, Ophiostomataceae.
AUGAUGGCUACCUACGACAGCCCAGCGCCGCAACCCGGCGGCUCGCAGCACCAAUUGCCUCCCCAUCAGCAGUAUCAGCAGGCUCAACGCGUCCAGCAACAGCAGCAUCCAAAGCGGGAUUCCCAGGUCCAGUAUGCUCCCGCUCCCAGCCAACCGACGCCUCAGGUCUCAGCACAGAAGCCGCCACGAAAGUUCCAUGCCUCGCAAGGUAGCAAUCGACCAAGGUCGCGCUCCUUCAGCCUCAGGUCCGAUAAGAGCGGCCAGAGCGGGAGCCAGAAAUUUGAGCCCGAGACGCACGACGAGAAGGAGCGGAAGCGGCUCCACAGCAAGGCCGACCCUAUGUUGGCCAUGACUGAGGCAGAGCCUUCUGCUGUCGCGGCAACUGCCAAAGUCUCGCUUGGCUCGAUCCGUGGGGUGACCCCCCGAGACCGAUUCGGAAACGUUAUCGUUGAACCGGACGUCUCCAACCCUACACGCUCUCGCUGGGAGCGGCCGCUCGACACCAUUCGCAGCUUCGAGGCUGCCAUUGAUGGCGGAUACAACCGCCGAUCAAGCGUCUACCAGCCGAGCGAAGCCGCCGAGUCUGUGUCUGGUGGAAACACCCGUAGAAACAGCUAUUUCAAUAACAACACCUCCCCUCGCUACCCCCAGGAUGCCUACUACGCUCCUAACCCGCACUCUCUCAUACCGGCGACCUAUAGCCAGCAGGAACUGAGACAUCAGCGCGACGCUUACAGCGAGCAGGGAAGCGGGUACAAUGGAGCUGGUCACGCCCACAACGGCGGCGGCUCGCGCCCUCGGUACAACAGGACGGCAACAGAGCCGCAGGCUCAACAAAACGGAUACCGUAACGGCGAACAGAACAUCUACCCGGCUGUGGGUGGCCACCGCUCUUACGAGACGGUCGCCUCUGGCAGCGGUGCGUCCGGCGGCGAGCCUGCCGGCUACCUGACAGAUCCGACGAGCAGCGACAACAGCUCCAUCGACCGUCGCCAGUCGCCCCUGAAGCAGCAGCACAAGCCUGGAAAUGACUAUGGCAUCGGCUUUAGCCAGAGCAGCGCCUACCAGCCGUCAUCCUUUGCUGUCGGUGGGCCUCGCCCUGGCAAUGGGAUGGGAGCACCCACGAAGCUGUCGAUGUCACAGAACUCGGACAAUCUGGCACCGGCACCGCCGCCGAUGCAGCAGGGCGUCAACGUUCUGCGCAAGCCGACCACUCCGGCCCCGGACAAGCGCAAGAGCUGGUUCUCCAGGAAGCUCAGCAGAAAGAGCUGA